AUGAACAAGACCAAAGCUCUUAAUGUGGUUCUUCCAUUACUGUUCGGUAAGAACUGGAGUUCAGAUCGAAGUGUCCCUACACACAUUCCAGAUCAGUGCAGAAACAGCACUGACCUCACCGUCUUUCUGGUCACCUCAUAUAGCCUGGAGACCAUCCUAGGCAUUGUAGGGAAUAUGUGUCUGAUUGGUGUCAUAGCCAAACAGAAAGAAAAGGCCAAUGUGACCAACAUCCUCAUUUCUAACUUGGUAGUCUCUGACUUGUUCAUGGUUAUUGUCUGCCUCCCUUUCACCAUUGUCUACACCAUAAUGGAUUACUGGAUAUUUGGUGAGGUCAUGUGCAAAAUGACCUCCUUCACCCAGUGUGCAUCUGUGACUGUGUCAAUUCUCUCCCUGGUUCUCAUUGCUCUGGAAAGACACCAGCUCAUCAUAAACCCAACUGGCUGGAGGCCAAGCGUCACCCAAGCCUAUCUGGGGAUUGUAGUUACAUGGACAUUAGCCUGCCUGGUGUCCCUACCUUUCCUGACCACCUCCAUUUUGACAAAUGACUUGUACAAGCAGCUCUCUUAUUUCAUGAAUUAUUCCACUGACAAGGCCAUAUGCAUGGACUCAUGGCCUUCUGAGCAACAAAGACUCAUCUACACCACCACCUUAUUGCUGUUCCAGUACUUCAUCCCCCUCUUUUUUAUCAUGCUUUGCUACGUGCGUAUCUACAUACACCUGCAGAAAAGAAAGGAAAUGUUUGAGAAGAAUGAAUAUAGUAACAGGACAGUUCAACUGAAGAGAAUAAAUUUUUUGUUAGCAUCCAUGGUUGCUGCCUUUGCUAUUUGCUGGUUACCUCUGCACAUUUUCAAUACCAUUGAGGACUGGAAUUAUAAAGCCAUUCCUCCUUGCCACCAUAACCUAAUCUUUUCAUUGUGCCACCUGGUAGCCAUGGCUUCCACCUGUGUCAACCCAGUUAUCUAUGGCUUCCUAAACAGUAAUUUCAAAAAAGAAAUGAAGUCACUGAUUCUGAACUGUCAGCGUAAUUCAUUGACAAUAUCAGUGGAAGAAUAUGAGCAUUUACCUUUAUCAACCAUGCAAUCAGAGGUCUCCAAGGGCUCCAUGAUGCUAAGCUCCAGACAUAAUUCCAUCUAGAAAUGAAAGACGUCUUCAGAAGUGUCUGGA
Alligator sinensis (Chinese alligator) is the source of this 1164-nucleotide messenger RNA. RefSeq names its product neuropeptide Y receptor type 4-like. The transcript has a single exon. Bases 1 to 1134 code for a protein of 377 amino acids. The record is from RefSeq and is a predicted model, not a curated record. Gene Ontology annotation, biological process: G protein-coupled receptor signaling pathway. Gene Ontology annotation, molecular function: pancreatic polypeptide receptor activity; neuropeptide binding. Gene Ontology annotation, cellular component: neuron projection; plasma membrane. Lineage: Eukaryota; Metazoa; Chordata; Crocodylia; Alligatoridae.